This is a messenger RNA of Rotaria sp. Silwood2, 531 nucleotides long. NCBI's taxonomy places the organism in Eukaryota, Metazoa, Rotifera, Eurotatoria, Philodinida, Philodinidae. The record is from the annotation of a GenBank genome assembly.
AUGUUAAAUGCUGGUCAACAAUCAGCUAAUCCAAACUCACAAGUAGAAGCUCGACAACAACCACUUGGACCAAAUUCUCAAGGACAACAGCCAAUGAAUCUAGGUGGAAUGGGAUUAUCCAAAGAUUCUAACUUAGGACAAAAUCAAGCAGGUCGACAAUAUUAUCCAUAUCAAAGUCCAUAUGGUGGUUACGGAUCACAAGGUGGUGGUUACGGAUCACAAGGUGGUGGUUAUGGAUCACAAGGUGGUGGUUAUAAUCCAUAUGGUUCAGGGCAAUAUUCGCCAUAUAAUCAGGGAAUGGGACAAUAUGGUUCUUAUAACAGUCCGUAUCAAGGCUCGGGUGGUUACUAUUCAGGUUAUAACAGUGGAAGUUAUAAUCGUCCUGGUUAUCCAUCGAAUCCUUAUCAAUCAGGAGGUGGUAAUUAUGGUGGUUACAAUUGGAAUGCUGCUCACAAGCAAAAUGUUAACAUUUUCAAUGUUUUUCUUUCUUCCUUACUUGCAUUAGGUAUCUGUUUUUUUAUUGCCAUUUGA